Molecule: messenger RNA, 1239 nt
Organism: Raphanus sativus (radish)
Lineage: Eukaryota; Viridiplantae; Streptophyta; Magnoliopsida; Brassicales; Brassicaceae
Exons: 4
Coding region: 1-1101 (366 amino acids)
Source: RefSeq, a predicted model, not a curated record
AUGAAAACAAUUAAUGAUAUAACAAACGGUGAAACAAGAAGUGUGACAAUUAGUUCCAAAGCAGCAGCUCCUUCCUUGUCCGUGCCAUCUUCUAGAGCUCCAACAAACGUUAAAACUAAGAGACAACAAGCUUAUAGGAUAAUAUCUGCUUCUGACCCAUCAUGGGCUGAUCUUUUUAAGACCCCAGAUGCUACGAACCGAUCAUCUACUGAGUCUGAUGCUGCUAGAAGAGCUCAACUUCAAGAGUCUGCUUUGCUUAUCCCGAACCCUCCUCAAAACUCAGCUUUUCCUGUCAACCAGCCAAUGGAUACUACAAGACAACAAAGCACUGCUACUGCAUCAUCUCCACUUGGUCUUGGGCCACCGAUCUCCAUGGACGACUUAAACUCUUUUUUCUCAUCAGCAGGAUUUCAGCAACGUAGUGGUAGUAACAGCUACACUUUGGCGCAUGAUUGUGGUGAUAUGACGAACCUUCAUUACCUGUGGCGCCAAGAACAGAACAACGUGCCAUCUUCAGAAGCAUUACAGCAACGUGGUGGUACUAAUAACGACACUUCCCUUUAUCACUCUCUCGAUUCAGUGUUUUCUCAGUACAGAAACAAUAGCCUGCCUCCCUCAGCUACCUCUAGUGACAUGACGCGUGGUACCGCUGCAAACUCGAGUGAUACCUCCUCUAUUGGUCCUUCAUCGCACGCCUCUGCUUACAGUGUUGGCAUGCCGAGUGGUAACGCUGCACCGUGGUCUGGAAGUAUCCCAAGAGUUCACUUGCCAUCAUCAAACUCGAGUGGUGGAACCUCCUCUAUUGGUCCUUCUUCUUCUCACGUUAACGGUUCAAACUCGAGGUUGGGGUAUGGAGAUUACUUGCCACCAGUUCACCUCCAGGGUAGUAGAAGCUCAAAAGAGUGGACUGUGCAAAGUGAAGAAAUUUACUUCAUCCCGUCUCACUGGAGGUCACCGGGUUACAGACCUAGCCAACAAGAACGGGAGGAAUACAGAGGGAUUGGCUACGAAAGACUCAGAGCUUACAAUGCAUCUCUUAACCAAGAAAACAAUACAAGUGAUCCAUCUGACCAAACCCAGCAACGGCCAAGAGACAAGUAGCUAGUGUAACUUUUCAAAAAAAAAUCAACCAACUCCAACAACUGAUGACUUUCUUUCUAGUGUAUUAGCUACAUUGUAGGCAAAGAACAAUAUGCCUUUUAUAACGUUUGUUCUGUGGUUUGAUAUUUUUUACUUACA